Molecule: messenger RNA, 2738 nt
Organism: Xyrauchen texanus (razorback sucker)
Lineage: Eukaryota; Metazoa; Chordata; Actinopteri; Cypriniformes; Catostomidae
Exons: 10
Coding region: 132-1784 (550 amino acids)
Molecular function (GO): oxidoreductase activity
Source: RefSeq, a predicted model, not a curated record
CAGUAUCUAUAGACUCAGAGUGGACACGUUGACACGUGCAACACUAUUUCCAAUCUGACAAUUUUUGUCCAUCAGGUUCCUCCAAGCUACUGGUCUUCAUCUUCAGACUACAGACCUCAGAUUCCAAAAGGAUGUUGGAUGUUUUAAUAAUUGGAGGAGGUCCUCAUGCUCUUACUCUAGCAACUCUGUUAUCAAACCCUGAGCAACUUCUCCACCAAUCCAGUGCUGACAUCCUUCAAGGAAUUCAGCUGAGCAAAACGAAAGUGAAACGUUCACGCCACAAAAACAAGGAGAGGCAACCCACCACACCAGUGUUCGAGGGAAAGAAUGAGGAGAAACGUCUACCAUGUCCUCCACUGCACUUCAAGGUGGUGGAUUCUUAUGGAAAGUGGACAUCACUGUGGGAAAGCCAGUUUACAGGCCUGAACAUCCCUCACCUCCGAUCACACAUGCUGGUGCACACUGAUCCAUUCAAUAAGAAGGCCUUGCAGGAGUUUGUGGUGGAGCAAAAUCGGCUGGAGGAACUGCGUGGUCUACCUGAGAAAAUGUAUAUUCAGGACGAGAAUGCAUUUUUUAAUGACAACCGCCUGGGAAAAAGGGACAAAAAGCUUCUAAGCGCAACCAACGGCCUGCAGAAGAAUCUGUACUUCAGUCUGCCAGGAACACAGCUCAGUGUAGACUUCUUCCAGCAGCAGGUACGCAAAUAUGACCUGAACAGUGUCCUCAUCAGAGGCACAGUGGACCGAAUCGUUCCAGUCCUAUUUGAGGAUGAGAUCAAGGUGAAGUUUUUCAGGGUGACACUACACACUGGGGAAAAUAUAGAGGCAAAAAUGGUUGUCAUGGCAACGGGACCUUCCAGGGCACAGAUGGCAAACAUACCAUCUUGGGUGCAGGCGAUCCAGGAGAGCUACCCAGAGGACAGUCUGCAACAUACCGUGCAGCUUAUGCAUUACUCCUGUGCACAUGAAGAUAUGGGCGAGACCUCAGCAGGUCCUCCUCCUGUGUGCCAUAUGGGCCAGAGAGUGAUGGUGGUAGGUGGAGGUCUGUCCAGCGCCCACAUUAUCUCAAUUGCGCUGAAGCAGGGUGCCCGUCAUGUGACCUGGGUCUUACGUAAACACUUACAGCUGAAGCAGUUUGACGUUGGGGACAUUGAGAGUCUGAUUGGACGCUAUUCACAUGUUGAACAUGGAAUCAAGAUGGAUGGCCUGGCCUACCUAAGGCAGUUCUAUAAUGAACGGAGUAUUCACAAGAGGCUAGUGAUGAUAAAACAGGCCAGGAAAGGAGGAGCGGUGACCCCCGAGGCCUACGCACAACUCCUGCCUUUUGUUCAAAGUGGCCAGCUUCUGGUCAAAGCUCACUGCCAGGUGACUGAGGCUAAAUGGUGUUAUCAGUCUCAGAGUUGGAGGGUCUCCCUGUGCACUGGUGAACAGUGGAACGGAGAAAAGAUUUGGCUGGCGACAGGCUGCAAACUGGAUGUUAACCAAGACCCUUUACUCUCUGACGUCAGGACAAAAUUCCCCAUUCAAGUAUUGGAGGGCUGGCCAUGCAUAACAGAAUCAUUACAAUGGACACCAGGAUGUCCCCUGUACCUGAUGGGACAAUAUGCAGCACUUCAGGUUGGGCCUCAUGCUGUAAACCUUGCAGGAGGUCAAGCUGCAAGUAUACGCAUAUUCAAAAACAUCAUGGCUCAACACAGUGGAUUGGAUGAGAGUGCAUCAGCAAGGACGGAGAGGACAAGGACCGAAGAGUUCAUAUCACACAUGCACGGCCUCAUGUGGUUGUAAAAUGUCCACACAGACGCCAAGUGGCGUCUAGUUUACAUAGUUACUAGUAAGAAUGCAAUUGCAGAGAAUGCAAGAAUGUAAUUGGUGAGCUUUGUAAUUUAAUUGCAAAGUGGGUGUGGUGUAGUGGUCUAAACACAUAACUGGUAAUCUGGUAAUCAGAAGGAUGCUGGUUCGAGCCCCACAGCCACCACUAUUGUGUCCUUGAGCAAGGCACUUAACUCCAGGUUGCUCCAGGGGGGAUUGUCUCUGUAAUAAGGGCUCUGUAAGUCACUUUGGAUAAAAGUGUCUGCCAAAUGCAUAAAUGUAAAUUGCAGAGCUCUGCAAUUGCAUCCUUACUAGUAAAUAUACAAACAGAGGGCUCUGUUAUUGGAAUUCUUACUAGUAGAAAAUCUAUUGUAGUGUUCUCUAAUUGAAAUAUUACUAGUAAAAGUAAUUACGAGUAAGGCUGGGAGCCUUAAAAGCUAAAUCAGCUUGCCAUAGUGGAAGCUUUAUAAGGGAAAAUGCUGAGAACAGGCUUGAAAUAUCAUGUUCUGCUCACAAAUAAAUAAAUACAGUUUUGUCUUGUUUAAUUGAUCUCAUGGGAAAAUGCAUAGUCGUUAUGUGUGGCUGAAAAUUGUGCAUAGUGGCACUGUAGUGAGAAUGAUCUGCGCAAGAAGUCAUGACAAUCCCAAAAUGACAACAUAUAUAGCACACACUUGUCUCAGGUGAACUCAAAUGAACUGCAAGAGUGAAUUAUAUUGCAUUGUAGAGUUGUUUCUAAAUAAAUGCAUGUCUUGAUUUGCUUUUGACCAGCUGUCGUGCAUAUGUACCAUCCUAGAGAUCUAUAUCUGCAGAUCUAUGGAGUGGUGGUGGUGUAGUGGGCUAAAGCACAUAACUGGUAAUCAGAAGGUUGCUGGUUCGAUCACCACAGCCACCACCAUUGUGUCCUUGAGCAAGGCACUUAACUCCAGGUUG